Molecule: messenger RNA, 3967 nt
Organism: Danio rerio (zebrafish)
Lineage: Eukaryota; Metazoa; Chordata; Actinopteri; Cypriniformes; Danionidae
Source: RefSeq, a predicted model, not a curated record
CUGUAAUCUUCCUACUAUUUUUAGUCAGUUUUAUUUUCUGAAGAAAAAUAAAUUACGUUUAUAAAUUGUUCUCUAAUCUUGAAAUCUGAUGUGUAGAUUGAUAUAUUUAACAUAAAUCUUUUUAUGCUAGUCCCUUACCCUGUUGUGAACAAAAGAAGCAGUGAGUCUCUUGUUUUCUUUGACUCUAAUUUCAAUAUAUAAUUCAUGCUAUUAAACCGAAUACACAAAUUUGCAGCAACGUAGAAGCUGUAAAAAAAUCUCUUGCCCAUUUUAAAAGCACAAACUAAACUGUCUGACGGAAAUACGCCGAAAUGCUCUGAAUAAAAUUACCGUGCAACUCAUAAGAAGGAUGCAUCAAUAUAGAGGCAAUGUGCUGCGGUUAAACUUUGCAAACCACAACCUAGAAAAUGUCAUACAAGCCUGAAGUUCCUGCAGAAACACACACACACGUGCACAAACACACUAACUAUUUAGUAAGAUGUAAUUUAUCAAGUUUGUAUAGGUUAAAACACAUCUAUUUAACCCUUUGAUUCUUAUAUUUAAUAGUGUUUAUAUACAAGUGUAAAUUUUUUAGUUACAUUUUAAGGUGUUCAUGUUCGUGUUUUCAUGGCACUGUUUAAACAGGAAGCGAUGUCACGAAGCGGUAAGCAUCACACUCUCAUUUUGUCAAGUGGUGGAACAUUAAGUGGAGUGUCUGUCAUGUCUGUAUCAGAUUUUUUCUGUACGAGAAGAAAUUAAAUUUUAAAAAACAUGGACCAAAACAUUGCAGAUUUUCUGACUGAUGCAUUCCCAGAGCCAAACUUUGAGCAUCUACAUUUUGAUGACGACACUGCAAUGGCACACAGUGUUGAUGUAUCUCAAGAUAUGCCAGAUAUGGAGGACAACGAGUACAGUAACAAAGAAUCCAGUGAAAGUGAUUCUGAAGUAGAUGACGACACCACAGCAGAAAACAAUAUAAACACAUCUCAAAAUGCACCAGAUAUGGAGGACGACAACAACAGUAACCAAACAUCCAGUGAAUCUGACUAUGAAGUAGAUUUUGAGAGUAAAAAUAGUGAUCGUUUGCACUCUGAUGAUGACACCACAGCAGCAAACAAUAUAAAUACACCUCAAAAUGAGGCAGAUAUAGAGAACGACAACAACAGUGACCAAGAAUCCAGUGAAUCGGACUCUGAAGUAGAUUUUGAGAGUAAAAAUAUUGAACGUUUGCACUGUGAUGAUGAAACCACAACAGAACACAGCAUAAACACACCUCAAAAUGCAGCAGAUAUGCAGGACAAUGAAAAAAAUAACAGAGAGUACAGUGGAACUGAGUUUGACUUAGAUUUGGAGUGUAAAAAUAGAGAAGAGGAAAUUAAAAACUGUCCAGAGAACAAUAGCGACUUCUCAUUAGAUGAACAAAACAUGAAGCCAGGAUCUACGCUUGGUGGUUCAUUGGAUGACAACAAUUCAGAUGAAAAUAAGACACCGACCCAAGAUCAGCAAUUAAGCUUGCAUGAUGAGGAAAGUAGAGAGGAUGGAUUCGAAGAUAUCCAUCAAGCUGAAAAUGACAAUAUGCAGAAAAUGGCCCUUCAAAAAGAGCCUCUACUUGAUUUGGAUACAAUGAGGUCUCACAAGAAGUCCACUUCCCAUCUGUUGUCCCACCAGAUGGUGGAUGAAUCUGAAAAUGAGAGCUCAACAUCAGAAGAGGACACGGUGGAGCUGAAGAGCACAAAGGAUGAUAAUAAACUCUACUGUCUUGGCUCAACAUUGCAAGACUGGCCUGUAGAAUCAAUAGAGGUCCAGUCUGGGGAUGAAUUGAAAGAGUUUACAGAAGACGAUCUUGAGAGAGAAGAGGAAGGCUUAGCAGAAUAUCCCUCUGAUCUGUCUCGAAGUGAUAGUGGAGACAGUGGUGAAGGUCAAACCAUGGACACCAAGCUAGACGAUGGCUUAGGUUGGUCAGGUGAGAUGAAGAUGGAAGAACUGACCAUGAGUUACCAAGCUGUAACUUUAAGAAAAGAUGCUGAAGACGUAAGUGUGGAUCAUGCAGACGUGCCUACAUGUGUCAAGAAUGAGGAUCUGAAUGAGACGACCACAUCUAGGAAAUCUGAUGACACUUUAUUCCGGAUAAAGCAGGUCAGUUUUAGAGAUGACCAUUAUAGCAGUGAGAUUUCGAUUGCUGGGGAAAGUCCUGAUUUUGAGAUCGCUGCAAAUGUCCAAUCUAAAUCCAGUGCUUCCUACAAGAACGUGCAGCCCGAAUAUGAUGGCGAUAUCAGCUGCGAUGGUGACUACUGCAAAAUCCAAGACGAAAAACCUGAUUUGCCAUUCCAAACAGAGAAAAACAAGCCAACUCUCCUGAAACAAGAUCACACCUUCAUUGAGGAUUUUUCAACAGAUGUUGAGCUUAAAGUAGGGGAUGUUCUAGUCACAGAUUCAGAGAAAUGUGAUGUAAGUUCCUCAAGCAUUCAUCCAGGAUCUAAAAAGGGAGGUUUACCUGAGAGACAUUCAACUGAAACCUGCAGUAGUAAGUUAUAUUCAUCAGAGGCCUGCAAAUCAAAAGAUAACAGUGAAGACAUCACCGUUUUGUUACCUGGAACAUUUUGGUCUGUGAUGGAUGAGGACAACCUGAAGUUUGAUGAAUAUGACUGGGAUAUUAAUGGGGAAGAAGCUCUCUGUGAUGAAGAGGACAGUCUCCUGGAAGAUCUGGAGAAUGAAGGAGAGGGGUCCGAAAGAGACUGGGAGAAAGAAAAGGAAAGAAUUAAAGCAUUUAACAAAUACUACAACACUGUUGAAGGCGAGGAAAACAAAGAUCGAACCCCACUAGUGACAUUUUGUUUGGAGCCAAAAUACUCUCUGUAUGAGGAGGAAAGUGACAGCAGUGAAGAGGAUCUUAACACAAAAUGUUGCAUGUAUGAGCAGCAUCCUUCAGAAUCGAGUUUAUUCCAAGACCAAAGCAACAACGACAACAGCAGACAAGCUUCAGACACUUUAGAAAAUAUUAGUGCACUUCUGAGGGAUGAGGACAAUGUAAUGUUUGACGAAUACGAUUACGGUAUUGGCGAAGAAGAGUUUUAUAAAACAAACUCAAGUAAGACGAUCCUUGAUGAUGAGGAUGAUUUCUUGGAGAAGUUGAAAAUCGAAAUAGAGAGAGAAAUGCAACAAGAAAGAACUGAAGCAUUAAACAAAUUCUAUGAAGAGUCUGGUCAAGAAAAACACAAAGUAACAGACAGAAGUCAGAAAGGUCUGUAUGGGCUGCAUCAAGAUUCUCAAAACGAGGAAGAUAAUGAGAGCAGUGAACAGGAAUCAUACACAGAAGAGGAUACUUCCAGAGCUCUAAAGAUAAAGGACCAAAGUGAUUCUGAUGAACCACACGAGAGACGCUUGUACACAGGAAGGCCCAAAGUCUUACUUAAAGGCUUACAAAGGGCAGACAAGCAGCUGAAGGAACCGCGCAAGAGAAAUAAGUGUGUUUUCCUGCUGCGGUCAGUGUUCGCAUUGAGUCUUGUGACUGUGGUGGGGCUGCUGUCUUACUCCUGGGCAACAGACAACAUGGACUUACUGAAUACACAUGUAUCUUCCGUAUUCAACAUGAUUCAAAACAGACAAUAAAAGUUUUGCAUGCAUGCAUAUACGUAACUAUUGCAUAGGACCAUGCAAAAUCUAAACAGAUAAACCAAAAAAAAGUAGAUAGGCCAGCAGAGAUAAGACCAACUUUAUUUCCUUACAGAGUGCAACCUAAUAUUGCAAUGUUUAAACAGUGCUUUGAAAUACAGCUUUGAAAAAUAUUUGUCUUUUAACAUGGAUUUCCCUGUUUUGUUAUGUAAACCACAUUUAGAUGUAAUGUUUCUGUGUUUUUGUUAAGUGACAUAUCUGUAGAUGUACUGUACGUGGUCUUUUGCCCGUACAGGACACCUGUAAAAACAAAUCUUUUUAAAGUAAAACUGACCUGACAAAUUAAAACAAAUAAAUAAAUUAGAUAUUUUUCCAA